GCGAGGAAACAAAAAAAUGUUAAAAAAACUUAAAAUUAGAAAGGGUAGGAAGAAACAGGUGGUCUGGGUGUAUUAAAAGAGUUGAUAAAACUGCCGCAUUGCAUGGAGACGCGUAGCAGCAACAUGUGUCAAAAGAAUAAACCCAAACGGGAUAAUUAAGUGCCACGUUUAAAAGAAAAGUUCGAGGUGCAGUUGUGGUAUUGAUAUUACAGAAAGUAUAUAUAAGAUAGGAUUGAGGUGCUUAUGUCUUCAUAAAAUCAAAUCAUAUCAGUAUCAUUUCAUAGAAUUGAAGAAAUAAUAGAAAUGCAGUCAGGAAAGAAGGCAGUGGAAUCUAUGAAGGAAUCGGCUGCUAAUGUUGCAGCCUCCGCUAAGGCUGGCAUGGACAAGACUAAAGCUACUGUUCAAGAGAAGAUGGAGAAAGUAACGGCCCGUGAUCCGUUGGCAAAAGAAAUUGCCGAAGAGAAGAAAGAAGCAAAGAUCCACGAGGCAGAGCUCAACAAACAGGAGGCGCGUCAGCACAACGCCGCCGUCAGACAGGCUGCUACGGGCGCAGCGGCAGCCACACAUGGAACGCACCCAACAACCCACUCAACCGCCACACAUGGAACGCACCCAACAACCCACUCAACCGCCACAUACUCCACCACUGGAGCCCAUGGCUACACCACUGGGACCCAACAGACGUCGGCUUUGCCUGGCCACGGCACCGGCCAACCAACUGGCCUUGUGACAGAGGGUGUGGUUGGGGCGCACCCGAUCGGCACCGAGACGGGCACUGGAAGGACCACAACAGCCCACAACCCUCUUGCUGGUGGUGGAACUGGGUACGGGACCGGCACCCGGACCGGGGGAAGCUAUACUUAAUGUGGAGAUGUUUUUACUCUUUUAUGUUAUAGACGAUGGACUUUGCUGUUUUAUUGUUGAAGUCCGAUGUGCUGUGUAUUUGGUUGUUUGCAUUUUGUAUGGUUUUAAUUUCGUUGUUAGGUUUUUUAUGUUGUGUACCCUCCCUUGUGGAGGCUGCUUUGUCAAAGUGUGAUGAUGAAUAAAAUUUGUACCUAUUAAUCUUUGCCUA
Messenger RNA from Cucumis sativus (cucumber), 1072 nucleotides. Its product is annotated as 18 kDa seed maturation protein. The coding region runs from base 304 to 864 and encodes 186 amino acids. NCBI's taxonomy places the organism in Eukaryota, Viridiplantae, Streptophyta, Magnoliopsida, Cucurbitales, Cucurbitaceae. The record is from RefSeq and is a predicted model, not a curated record. Gene Ontology annotation, biological process: embryo development ending in seed dormancy. The transcript has 2 exons.